Molecule: messenger RNA, 2964 nt
Organism: Phytophthora infestans T30-4
Lineage: Eukaryota; Oomycota; Peronosporomycetes; Peronosporales; Peronosporaceae
Product: calcium-activated potassium channel subunit alpha-1, putative
Exons: 5
Coding region: 1-2964 (987 amino acids)
Biological process (GO): potassium ion transport; transmembrane transport
Cellular component (GO): membrane
Molecular function (GO): monoatomic ion channel activity
Source: RefSeq, a predicted model, not a curated record
AUGUCGGAGCCGCCGGCAUCUCCUGGGUCUAAGAGGAAGAUGCCGAAGCAUCUUCGUCAUGCCGCCACUAAUCGGAGUAAACUGGUGACAGCAACACGCUCCAAGCGGAAACCUCGCGUGUAUCUGGUCCAGCGAUCUACCGGGGAGCCCAUGCGUGAAUGGGUGCAGCGAAACCUCGAAAGCUCGUUGGCUGGCAACACGUUCAGUGCUACAAUGGCCAUUUUGAGUACUUUCCAGGCUCUAUUCCACGUUAGUCUUAACUGGACAGGACUUCGAAUUGGACUCGAUUCUUGGAUGCAAGAGGUCGAUUUCAGCAUUAAUCUGGUGUUCACGCUCGAGUAUGUCGUGCACGCGUAUGCGGCGUUCGAUCGCCUCGAAUACAUCGUGAGUUUCUUUCCGCUAGUCGAAUUUGCAGUUGUGUUGCCGUCAUGGUUUGAUCUCAUCACCACGCACACUCCCAGCAUCGACUACACCGACGCCCUUCCUCAAGUUUCGCGAAUGUUGCGUCCCUUACGUUUCAUUCGUAUUUUCCGACUUGUGCAAUUCGCGACAUCGUCUCUUCAGCAACAAGCUGUGGCUGCGAUGCUCACCAUUGUCUCGAUCGUCUUCACUACAGCCGGCGUGGUGCAAGCUACCGAGGCUUGUCUCCAAGAAUGUGACGGAGAGCCGAAAGUAUGCAAAUGUCGCGACUUGUCGUUCCCGAAUUUACUCUACUUUGUGGUGGUCAGUAUUUCGACUUUGGGUUAUGGUGAUAUCGCCCCCGUGUCCAUGAGUGGCAAGUUCGUGGUCGCCUUCGUCAUCCUCUUCACGUUCAUUGUAGUACCCAUUCAAGUGAACGGUAUUCAAGCCACGAUCACUUCGCAUACCGAUUAUUCGUCUGCCUAUUCGGAAGCCAAGCUACACCCUCAUGUGAUCCUCACUGGGUUUGUCAAUGCCGACUCGCUCUCGGUGUUCUUCGGUGAGUUUUUCCACCCCAGCAAUCUCAACUGGAACGAACGAGUUGUCAUUCUCAACGCUGCUCCACCCACACCGGAGAUCAACAAGGUGCUACAUGCUUACGAUAGUAAAGCCCAGUACAUUGUGGGCUCUCCGAUGCUGGAUGAGGAUUUAACGCGAGCUGUUCUGUGCGAUGCGAGUGCUUGCUACGUCCUAGUGAACCGACAGUCUUCACGUCCACAGUAUGCGGAUCAAUGCUGUGCGCUUAUCACGAUUGCGCUGCGUCGUGGAAACCCGACAUGUCCGAUUUACGCGCAGAUAAUUAACUCUCGCAAUGCAGCGACGUUGCUUAAAAUGGGCGCUAGUGAUGUGGUAGUUGUGGGGAUGCUCAAGUUCUCGAUUCUAGGGAGAAGUUGCCAAGUGAAUGGACUGCCUACGCUUCUCCUCAACUUGCUUGCCCAAUGCAACAGCGACUUGGACAGCCAUCAUUCCUCGUUGCAGUGGCAGAGUCAGUAUCUUCAUGGGUAUAUGCACGGUAUCUUCCUUGUUGAUAUCCCCCGAACAUUCUCGAGUCUUACAUUUGGUGAUCUCAUUCGCUUCCUGUACGACAAAGCCUCGAUAAUUCCUCUCGCGAUGCUUACCGACGACGGAGUGCGCUUCAUGGACAUGGACUAUAAACUGGGAGCCACUCCCGAUCCGAAUCUUUGCUGUAAGGUGUAUGCAAUUGCCAAAGGCCUCAGUGCCGUCGAAGGUGUCAUGAAGAUCCCACCGGAGCAGAUUCUAUCGUACCGCAAAGGUAUGCGUCGCAAAGGCAAGUCGACGUCGGCUACUAAUUUAAAUGAGAUGAAGAAAAUUAAACCUGCGUUGGGGAACGAGAUCGAGCAGAUCCGCGAGAGUAUCAUCAACAUGUACACGGUCGCUGACGACUACGACCUGGAAGCGGCGAUGGGGUUGGCUGAAAAUUCCAAUGGGCUUAACACGAGCUCGCAGGAACGGUUAAUGGGGGAAAUGUCGGAGUAUGAGCGCUUUGCAGCGCUUGGUGUACCGGACGAUGUCUCCGACCAUAUUGUAGUCUGUGGUUUCCCAUCCGACACUUAUCAUUUUAUCAAAACCAUUCGAGAGGCACCUAUGCCGGACGACAAUACUCCGUCUCCAGCUGUAGUUUUCCUGGCGUCGGCGUGUCUGGAUGAGCGCGAAUUUGAGCGUCUACGUGGUUUUUGUGAUGUGUACUUUGUACAAGGAUCUCCUGUAAACUUUGGCGAUCUCAAGAAAACCAAUAUUCGCUUUGCAAUAUCGGUUUUGAUUCUCACACAAUCGUCGGAAGUACAGUAUUCCGACCCGAAUAUGGUGGAUGCUGACGCAAUUACUAUUGUGCGGUACAUUGUGGAGAUCAGUCAGCGCACAAGGAUGCCAAAUCUCGUGGUCGAACUGGACAAAUCCUCGAAUGUUAAGCUACUGAGUUCGUUGGCCAAUGAGAGGCGGACGAGCUCUGCCUUUGGGCUACCAGCAUUGGUAGUCCGCAAUAUAUCGUACCGUUCACCUCGUCGAGACAGCGUGUCGUCUGUGGCUCGACGUGAUUCGUUCUGGUCCUCUCUCGACGAAGGGGACGGUAAUACCGACGCUUCCUUUGUGUUGGAAGAGUUCAUCGCCUCGGGUCGAGUGUUCAUGAACUCAAUGCUCGACUCUCUUAUGAGCGAAUGUUACAGGAAACCAUGGAUCACACAGUUUCUUCAUAUCCUCAUUAACGGCAGCAUCAACGACGUCGAGGAGCGCCGCCUUUUCCAGGUCGAAGCGCCCGAUGAGCUUGUGGCCCUAAAUUAUGGUGCAUGCUUUCGAAAGUUUCUCGACAUGGCAAGCUGCAUGGUUAUCGGGUUGUGGCGCCCAGAACGUGGCGUGGUGCUUCCCCACCCUUGUGUCUUCAUUAACCCUCCCAUGGACCUCCAGGUCGAGCCUGGAGACCUCUUCUUUGUCGUGGGAAAGCCUUUCACCUUCGCCUCUAGCCCCGACAUCUUCACAAACGAAAGUUGA